GAGAUUUGAAUUUUACUCCACUUUCGCCAAGAUGUUGGUGUUAUUGUGUGUUUUUUUUUGGUUGACCGAUUUAUUGGCCACAGCUUCACCUGCUGGGAGGACGAAUGGAUCUUUUGAGUUGUCGGUCAUACAUUUUAACGACUUUCAUGCAAGAUUCGACCAGAUAAAUGAAAAUGGCGGCUCUUGCAAAAAGGAGAGUGAAUGUGUUGGUGGAUUCUCAAGACUAUACACUCAAAUAAAAAAAAUGCGCGAAGAAAACCCGAAGUCGAUUUUACUGAAUGCGGGAGAUACUUUCCAAGGGACCCUGUGGUAUUCAAUUGGCAGAUGGAACCUUACCCAACAUUUCAUGAAUAAACUCAACAUCGAUGCCGAGGUUUUGGGUAACCACGAUUUUGAUGACGGCAUUGCAGGAGUCGUUCCUUACAUAAAAUCACUGAAUCACCCAGUAGUUGCUUCGAAUAUAGAUGACAGCUUGGAGCCAGAUAUUCAGAGAACUUACACGAAGAGCACAAUUAUUGAAAGAGAUGGAAAGAAAAUUGGAGUUAUUGGCGUAAUCACUUAUUUCUGUGCAGAAAUUUCGCAUACAGAAAAGCUGAAAUUUCUUCCUGUGUCGCCCAGUGUCAAUGAAGAAGCAGAACGUUUAGUCCGAGAAGAAGGAGUUUUCACUAAUAUUGUGUUGUCUCAUGCUGCAUACGAAGUGGAUCAGAUUAUUGCACAAAAUGCAUCAGAAAAAAUCAGUCUUAUCGUUGGAGGACAUUCACAUUCAUAUUUGUAUACUGGAGAAUCAANUACAGUUUUUUUCGAUGAAAACGGAGAACUUAGCGAUUAUUCCGGAGCACCGAUAUAUUUGGAUGGCAGCGUUCCACAAGAUGAAGAAAUCAACAAAGAAUUGCUUCCUUGGAAAAAGAUGGUAGAUGAGCUAGGUGAUAGGGUUGUCGGUUCAAGUUUAGUUGAUUUGAGUAAUGUAGACUGCGACCGGAAAGAAUGUACACUGGGUAACUUCAUAACCGAUGCUACUGUAUAUUCAUUCACCAAAUCGCCUCCACCUGGUGCUUGGACUGAAGUAGCAUUGUCUGUAAUAAAUGCUGGUGGACUUCGGACCAGCAUAGGCAUUGGCAAUAUUACUUAUAGUGAUGUAACAAUUUCGCAACCUUUUUUAAAUACGUUGGAUAUGGGAGAAAUUGAAGGAAGGUAUCUCAAAGAACUACUCGAAUUCAGCAGCGAAGAUCUCAUUCAGGUGUCUGGUAUGAAAGUAGAAAUGAACCUUGAUCGUCCUUUGAACGACAGAGUAGUAUCUGUGAAAGUGCGGUGCCAGAAUUGUACCAUACCGAGAUAUGAAUACCUCGACCUAAACAAAACUUACAGAAUUGCUGUGUGCUCAUUUCUAAGAAAAGGUGGUAAUGGAUUCACGGUGUUAAGCGACAAUUUGAAGAAUGUUCGGGUAGGUCAGCUAGAUAUCGACGCUGUGAUGGACUACUUAGCCCACCGCAGUCCGAUAUACCAAGAAGAAGAAGGAAGACUCGUCCUAUCCGGGGAGAUGAAGAAGAGAAGAAUACAAACUGGUAGUGUGUAGGUACCAGUGAGAGCGAUGAGAGAAAUAUCUAGGUAAUUUUGUACAGAAUCCUUGAUAUUACGUAAAUGAUACCAAACAGUAA
Messenger RNA from Leptinotarsa decemlineata (Colorado potato beetle), 1655 nucleotides. Its product is annotated as apyrase. The record is from RefSeq and is a predicted model, not a curated record. Gene Ontology annotation, cellular component: plasma membrane. NCBI's taxonomy places the organism in Eukaryota, Metazoa, Arthropoda, Insecta, Coleoptera, Chrysomelidae. Gene Ontology annotation, molecular function: 5'-nucleotidase activity. Gene Ontology annotation, biological process: AMP catabolic process.